UGCGGUGGAGGGUGACAAGAAGCGCGCAUCUGUGGCAGUCGUGGAAAGCCAGGGGCAGGCGGGCAGUUGUGGUCUCUCUCUGCACGUGGAGAGUGAGACGGGCAAAGCGACGGGGUGUUCAGUGGGUAGUUAGUCCGCCAGCGGUGGUAUCGAGUGACGGAAUUAUUUGUGAACACGUGAACAUUAAUGAUCGUAGCUGUUGAAUUGAAUAGCCGCAGCGGGAGGAAGUUUCUUAAAGUGUGUUUCGCACGUAUCGUCUAUGUAUUCAAAUAGACCGCGUUAAGGCGGACAAAAAACUAAAUUUCGUUAUUUCGAACGAAACUAAAAAAUGCCAAUGAUGCCUGCUGGUACGAGAGAGUAGAGGAUGUUUUAGCUUUUGGCAGAGAGGCCAGCAUCGCAGCUGGAGGGAGACGAGUAGUGGUUUGACGUGGACGCCAAUGUUUUCUGGUGGUCUCGUAAAAGACAAACCCGACAUGGAUAGAGACAACGGAGAAAACAAGAGACAGAGAGAGAGAGCGAGGAAACAAUAGGUGUGUUUCAUUAAUUUUAAAGAGGACAGAAACCCCCCCCCCCCACCCCCCUCUCCAUCCAUCCCCCUGCCAUCUGUGCGGCGCAUUGGAGCGGGCCGGGCCGUGGGAGGGCUUCGUCCUCCGCGAGACGCGCGCGGGGACAGGAGGAGGAGGAGGAGACCUGGGAUUACAAUUGAGCACGGGCACCGGACGGGCGAGAGACAGGUGCUGUGGCCAGGCACACCGGCGCAGCCGCUGCGGAUGCUCGGUUGCGGCUGAUCCGCGCGAACUCCGCUCGUGCUACGGAGGGUGGCGGUGGUGGUGGUGGUGAUGGCAGUCGGGGAGAUCGGAGGAGAUCGGAAAGAGGCCUCGGCUCGCAGAGGAUUAAUCCGCCCCAACACCGGCCACGAGAAGCCGGCUCGCGUCUCUUGGCAAGGUCUGCGAGUGCUUCAUGUGGCGCGGAGAUGAGCGGCGGCGGCGGUGGUGGCGCAGGGGAGCGGGAGGCCCCACCGUGGCUGCCCCAGGACGGGCCCUGGAGGGAGCUGUGCGAGCGACUCGCCCGCGAGGCGGCCACCGACUUUGCGGGGCAGUACCGCGCCUUCACCGCGCUGCACCCGCAGUGGGCCGGCCCGGACGCCGCCGCCACCUUCGCGCAGAUCUUCGCCGAGUGCUUCGCGCAGCGCUUCCGAGCCGAGGUCGGCCGACCGAGCGGCGCCAACGACAGGAGAGGAGGACGAGGCGGCGGUGCCGGCGGCAGCCCGGCGGCCGCGAUUAGCGCGGCGUCCGAGGAAGCCGCGGCGGCGGCGUCGAAGAGGGGAAGCGUCGGGUCGGACUUCUCGGGCCGGGAGGGCGCGGCAACGGCGGCGUCGCAGAUGGCGGCGUCGCGCCGGCGCAGCACAUCGCAGGAGUUCACGACGAAGCGCGACAGCGUCUCGUUAGACCCGCUGCCGCCCCGCGGCCCGGGCCCCGCCGGCGGCGGCGGCCCCGACGUCUACCCGGCGUCGGAGCGGCGCUCGCUCACCGAGCCGGCGCCGCCGUCGCCGUCCUCGACGGAGCAGGCGCGGGACGGCGCCGACUCCGCCGCCGCCGCCGAUGCCAAGUCGCUGAGCUCGGACGAGGCGUCGUCGCUGCGGAGGGGCUACGGCCCCGAGCCACCUUCGCGCCUCAGGGCGUCGUUCCGGCGAGUGUGCGACAUGUUCCGGCUGCGCAAAAGGACGAGUCAGGGCGGCGGCCACCUCGCCGCAGCGAACGUCGCUCGCCGCGACGGGGAGCGGCCGUGCGCCAACGGCGACCCCGGCGAGGCGAGCCAGGAGCCGACGGCGGCCGUCCCGGGCGCCGCCGCCGCGUCGGCGUCUCGCGAGCAGGGGCGGCCGCUGCUCUACCGCUGGUUCUCGUGGUCCCAGCAGCGGCGCUCGGACCCGCGGUGCGUGAGGCGCGAGGGGACGCUCAGCUACGUCGUGGCGGAGGACGUCAGCGGCAGCCAGGUGCGGUGGCGGCGCUGCCGGCUGCUGCUGUGCCGGGCCGAGGGUCGUAGCGGCGGCGCCGUCGCCUCCGCCGCCGGGUACCAGCUCGAGUUCUACGUCCCGCCCAAGUCGAGCAAAGCAAAGAUCUCGGUGCUGUGCUCCUCUAUCCUGGAGGUGCGCAAGACCAACCCCUUGGAGAUGCCCGAGAAGGACAACACCUUCGUGCUCAAGACGAGGGAUUCGAUGGAAUACAUCCUGGAAACGGUUGAUUUUCUGCAGAUGCACUCAUGGCUGGCCGACAUUAAGGAUUGCUUGCGGCUUGGGAACGAGGGCACGAGGCUGCAGGCGCUCGGGAGUUCGCCCUCCGACAACUCCAUCCACAGAAUUUCGUCCGACAUGAGCGCAUCGACGCAAGGCCUGCAGCACUCGGGUGGCUCCGGGAGCCACAGGACGGCCCGCCCGCGCAGCCUCGACGGGGAAGGCGGCGGCGGCUCACGUUUUGGCCUCGUGGACGGCGUCCCGCCGGAGGUGCCACCCCGGGCGCCCGUGCACGGCCAGGGCCCCGAGCCCACGCACUUCCUACCCAUGAUCGCCUCCGGCGCGAUGGACACGAGCAUGGCGACAGGCGCCCAGGACUGCAACGGGCCACUGUCGGAGUGCCCGUGGUUCCACGGCACGCUGUCGCGCCUCAAGGCGGUACAGCUGGUGCUCACCGGCGGGGAGGAGCGGCACGGCCUCUUCCUGGUGCGGGAGAGCGAGACGCGGCGCGGGGAGUAUGUGCUCACCUUCAACUACCAGGGCCGUGCCAAGCACCUGCGGCUGUCCGUGAGCGACAACGGCUGCUGCCGCGUGCAGCACCUCUGCUUCCCCAGCGUGGCGGCCAUGCUGGAGCGCUUCCAGACCGAGCCCAUUCCGCUGGAGUCCGGCGGCAUCGGGGACAGCGUCACGCUGUCGCGCUACGUGGCACGCGUGCAAGAGGCGAUCAGCGUUCGUAGCCAGACCCCGAUGCAGACGCCCAUGCGCGCGCCCCGCACCCAACGGUGGAAUUCGGAGGGCGACCUGCGCCGGCCACAACUGCACACCCGGCCGUCGGCCGCCACCACCGCUGCUGCUGCUGUCGCCGCCACCGCCUCCGCCGCCGCCAUGGGGGCGUUCCCCCAGCAACGGAGCGUGUCUCAGACGACGGUGUUCAUGUCGGAGCGGAGGAAGGAGGGUGGCGUCACCUUCCUGCGCACGUUCGACCCCGCCAGGUUCCGCGAGCUCUUCCAGCGGCGCCACAGCUCGCGGGCGCAGCGCGAGCCGGAGCCGCACUCGCCGGGACGGCCACGCGCCACGGACAAUCAAUACUACGUGGUGUGACGCACGCCACAGGCGGCCAACGUGCGAUGUGACGUGCACCGCCGACAGAAAACGUCAUGGAACGCCGCUGGUUACCGGCCCUGCGCCUCCCCACGACAAUUGCUGCACCGUGUGAUGUGCGCCACCGACAAAAAGUACUGUGUGGUGUGACGCUGUUGGUGACGAGUGCCAAAGGCGACCAGUCCUAUGUGGUGCAAGGCUCCUGGUAACCAGUGCUAACGUCAUGUGAUGUGUGCCCCAGGCGACCAGUAUUAUACGUGGUGCGAUGCGUUCCACUGACAAGUACUGCGGUGUGAUGCCACUGGGUAACCAGUGCUGUGUGGUGACAGAUGCCAAGCGAAGCUUUUUAAAAGAACGUGCUAUUUUUGGAACCCCCGACUCUCAUUGGCUUAUUUACUUUCACGAAGCAUUCACUCAAGACAAAGCGAACACUGGCCUGGAGUUGGGCUCAGUGCUAUUAAUAAACAAAAUAAAAAAAUCUGGAUUUUUUUUUUACAUGAUUUUUGUACUGAUUUCUCGGAAACGAUCUCACCAAACCACCGUGGAAAUUGCUCUCUUGGAAUCACUCCCGGUGAAAGUGAGAUUUGUUUGCACAUACGUUCUCAGUGUGCCGGAGGGUCAAAAAGUGCUGGAGGUUUUGGAGGAUCGCAGGUAACGUAUGACACAGACGUGCAAGCGUUCACGCGCCGCAGCGUCUUCUCUGCAUUGGCCCGUCUAUUUUGCCCAGUUUUUUUUGCCUUCGUGCAACCAAGACACUCCCAAGUAAAAAAAAAAAUGCAAACGUAGCAGCAGCAGUUGUGCUUGUGGCCAGUUGCUGUAGGCAACUGCACUUACAACCGAAGGGGGUGGCAGUUUAGUCAGAUGGGGUUAAAAAUACCAUAACCACUUAUAAGCCAAGAGUGAGAGAAAUGCUGAUAUUUUCUAUAAAGGGCCUCAAGGUUGUUAUGUCCCCUUAAACACAGCAUGAUUAAAAAAGAGAUACAAAUUAGACGCUUCCCCUACAAUGUGUGCCAUUAAUUGCCAGAUCAUGGAUACACAGUCCUGAUGAGUUUCCACUUUUAACUGUGUCAAGCGUUCAGUCCCAGAAAUGUAUGUUCCACAGAUUUGUGAGAUAAAAAAAACCUUUGCACAUUUAUAACCUCUUAACUUACCCUGAAUGUGAAAGCGCUCACCAGCUUGCAGAGCAGCCAGGCAGAACAGACUUGGGCCAAAUCGCAGGAAGUCCUGAGCUUUGCUUGCUUAAGUGCUUUUCAAGCCCAUCCUUUGUUGUCUGAAAACAAAAGGAAAAUCAGAGGAUCGUAAAUAAUUUCGUAAUUUUAAAAAUAAACUAUUGACGUCAUAGGCAAAGUCGCAAUUACUGGUUACCUCAAAGUUCUCGGGAAUAUUUCAAAGUUUGUAGGGAAGAGAAAAAAAACUGACAUUUUUUUAAGUAUUACCGAUUAAAACCUUGACAACACCACACGGAAUUUUGUGCAAGGUGACAAAUUCCAACGCAGAAGACUUUUAACGUGGCUCCACUAAAUGUUAUUCGCCACCUAACCGUAUAAUUAAUGCAAUCGAAUCACCGGUGAAUUUUAAUUUUUGUUUUCCUUUAAAAAGAAGGGUAACCCAUACAAUGCUGUAUUUAUAGGAAAUACUGAAUGUAUGAACAUUUUGCCUCAAUGUUUAAAGCUGCUCCUGUUAAACAGUAUUAAGGUCACGAAAGUACUGUAACCUGUGUUCAUUAAACGUAAAGUCAGAACGUGUGUGUGUGAAACAGAGCAGAGUAGAUGGGGUGUUAGCUGCUUUCAAUUUAUUUUCCUUCGCCUUUAAAGUUUUACGUGGGACUCACCCGAACCACGUGUCUUGCUCGAAGUCCUUCAUGGGCAGGGGGGAGGGCAAAAAAAAAAACACAACCGCUAUACAAUCACAAUGUCCAUAAAGGUAUUAUGUACGAUUAAAUAAUUACACACGGCAGUUUAGGACUGCGUUAUUGAGUGCUGUGGUUAUACGAAACGUAAAGGCGCUUUUGCCAAAAUGCUGCAAUGCUCGACUGAUCUGCAAGAGUAGAUAACAGAGGCCUUAAAAAACACAACCGACAAAAGUUUUUCAACUUCAAAGAUGCAAUCUCAGAAUCUCAUCGUCAAAAAAAUCAUCAGCGCCUGGCGGACACGGACGUUUAGGAGAAUCAAGCUCGUGUGUGCGCGUGCCGUUAUAUUCUCAUGAAAACCGCCAUCUCGAAUAAUUUCAAAAUGCAUCCCUUUAUGGACACCCUGCAUGUUUAAACAAUUCCAGCGGCUGUGAAAAUGUUGGCAAUUUUUUUUUGCUAAAGGUUGAAUUGGAUAAAAAGG
Messenger RNA from Lethenteron reissneri (Far Eastern brook lamprey), 5661 nucleotides. RefSeq names its product SH2B adapter protein 1-like. Gene Ontology annotation, biological process: intracellular signal transduction. Gene Ontology annotation, molecular function: transmembrane receptor protein tyrosine kinase adaptor activity. NCBI's taxonomy places the organism in Eukaryota, Metazoa, Chordata, Hyperoartia, Petromyzontiformes, Petromyzontidae. The record is from RefSeq and is a predicted model, not a curated record. Gene Ontology annotation, cellular component: plasma membrane.